Toxotes jaculatrix (banded archerfish) is the source of this 4052-nucleotide messenger RNA. RefSeq names its product golgin subfamily A member 6-like protein 22. Gene Ontology annotation, biological process: protein ubiquitination; mRNA processing; ubiquitin-dependent protein catabolic process. NCBI's taxonomy places the organism in Eukaryota, Metazoa, Chordata, Actinopteri, Toxotidae. Gene Ontology annotation, molecular function: ubiquitin protein ligase activity. The transcript has 10 exons. The coding region runs from base 272 to 3472 and encodes 1066 amino acids. Gene Ontology annotation, cellular component: nucleus. The record is from RefSeq and is a predicted model, not a curated record.
GCUCACCACACAGCAGAUACACAGGACGGACUGAGAGUGAGCUGGGAAAAGUGAACUAGAGAAACAGAAUGUAGACAGAUACAAGCAGAGAGAGAGAGAGAGAGAGAUAAACAGACAAACUCAGGGACAGUAAAGAUUAGAGACAGGCAGGCCCAGAGGUAGAGACAGACAGAGACAGUGUACACAGUUCACCUUAACGUAUACUAUUACUGGAUACAGCAGGGGAUGUAAACAGACAGACACACCGUGAGAAAGACAGAAAGACAUCAGGAUGUUGUCCAAAAAGGGGGAGCAGAGGUCGUUCAGCAACGGGCCGCUGAGAGACCAAUGGGAGAAGAGGGCUCAGAGCAUCGCUGACCAGUGCAAACAAGAGGCUGAAUGGAAAGAAAAGAGCUCUGUCAAAAUACAUUACUCAAAGUGGAAUUAUCACUGGUCACUUGUUUCCAACGGAGACUUCAGUAGGCUCACCAGAAAGACAGAUGACGAGGACAAAAACAAGCCGAAAAUUAAAUUCAAAAUCGUCCCUCCUCCUCCCAAGUCCAAACCCGAGCCCCCUUCGCCUCCGCCCCCACCCAGGAGGACAGCUUCUCCCAAACCACGGAGGCCGAAACGCAAAGUCGAGGUGGACGUGUUCCAGCUCUGUUGGAGAGAGUCCUGGAUGAGCCUGAAGCCUCCAAAGUAUCUUUACCUGAAGGCCAAGGAGCUCAAAACCAGAAUCCCAGGUUUCACAACCAUAGAACUGACCAACAACAGGAAGUACAAACCAAAGGCGUACAAGUCAGAGGCUGAAUUGACGUCUCCUAACAAUAAAUGGAGUCACUCCUGGAAACAGGUGAAGAGUCCAGCCCAGUUGGAGCUCUCAGAGGGGGAAAAAUUCCAGUGGGAGGUUUUGUUUGAAAGAGAAUUAUAUUGCAAAGUUGGCAUGGAAGCGUUUUCUCUUCCUGUCUGGGCCGGUACGUGGAAGAUUAUGAACUUCCCCUUCAGACAGCAGAAACAGCACUGGGAUCGUAUCUGGCCUGAUUACCCACAAAACUUCAGCGACAAGUUUGAUGAAUUACAGCAACUAGAGGAGCAGGAGGAGCCUUCAGGCUGGGAGGAGUCAUGGAAACUGUCUGGGGCAGAACUUGAACCACAAGACACCACAGAUGACGAGACAGUAACUGAAACCUCCUGGAGCACCGACGCCACAGCGAUGACGAGGAUAAACGAUGUGUUUGUGCCCGGGUGGAGCAACUCCUGGCUGCUCUCUGCAGCUCCUCCACAGGAGGACGAAGAACGUCGGAAGAGCUGGAGCUCCUGCUGGGGAUACAGGCAGCAGAUCAGGUGGCGCACGGCUUCGCUGGAGUCCCAUCAUCGACACAGCGACAUGAUGACGAGGAGACGUAAAACCACAAACCUCCUCCUCACAUCACAGCUGGACGAUGAGAUCGCAGACAGCUCAGAGUGGACGGAGGCCUGGAGGACUCCUAAAGGACGGAGCCAACAAGAGGAGGAUGAACUGGAGGAGGAAGAAGAAGAGGAGGAGGAGGAGGUGGAGGAGACAAUGGAUGAUGCAGAGGAGGAGGAGGAUGAAGACAAGAACAAUGAGUUAAACGUAAAAGUAGAUGAGGAGGAGAAGGAUGAAGGAGUAGAUGAGGAGGAGGAGGAGGAGGAGGAAGAGGAAGAGGAGGAGAAGGAUGUUGAUGAAAAUGAGGAGUACAAAGAAGCAGACAAGGAUGAGAUGAAUGAAGAAGUACAUGAGGAGAAGGAAGACAAAGACAUUAAAAAGGAAAAUGAGGAGGAUGAAGAAGAUGAAGAGGAUGAAGGAGUAGAAGAAGAGGAGGAAGGAGAGGAUGAAGAGGAAGGGGAAGAUGAGGAAGAAGAGGAGGAGGACGAGGAGGAUGAAGAAGAAGAGGAGGAGGAGAAAGAAGUUAACAAGGAGGAGAAGGACAAAAAUAAAGAAGUUAACAAGGAGGAGAAGGACAAAAAUGUACAAAAAGAUAAGGAGGAAGAGGAGGAGGAAGAGGAAGAAGAGGAGGAGGAAGAGGAAGAGGAGGAGGAGAAAGAAGUUAAGGAGGAGAAGGACAGAAAUGAAGAAGAAGAGGAGGAAGAGGAAGAGGAGGAGGAGGAGGAAGAGGAGGAGGAAGAGGAGGAUGAGGAGAAAGAAGUUAACAAGGAGGAGAAGGACAGAAAUGUACAUAAGGAUAAGGAGGAAGAGGAGGAGGAAGAGGAAGAAGAGGAGGAAGAGGAGGAGGAAGAUGAAGAAGUAAACAAGAAGGAUAGGCACAAUGAAGUGCAUAAAGAUGAGGAGAAGAGGGAUAUAGAUGAGGAGGAAGAUGUAGAGGAAGAGAAGGACGUCCCUGAGGAGGAGAGGGACAACCAAGCACACAGUGAGGAGGACAAACACCUAAACAAAAACAGUGAGGAGGAUGAAGAAGAUGAGAAAGAAGACAGAGAAAUCAAGGGGGAGGACACUGAAGAAGCACAGGAGGAGGAAAAAAUAGCAAAUGAAAACAAAGAGGAGGAGGAGGAGGAAGAAGAUGAAGAGGAGGGUGAUGAUGAAGAAGCAGAUGAGAAGGACAAAGAUGAAGAACAAGACAAAGUAAAAGAGGAGAAAGAUAAGGGGGAGGAUGAAGAACUCAAAGAGGAGGAUGAGGAAAAUGAGAAAAAGGAGAAAGAUGCAGAAGAAGAGGAGGAUGAAGAGGAUGAGGAUGAUGAUGAUGAUGAUGAAGAAGUAGAUGAGAAGGAGGACAAAGCAGACAAGGAGGUGAAAAAGGAAGAGGAUGAAAAAGAUGAAGACGAGGAUAAUGCUGAUGAGGAAAAGGAGGAAGAAGAGGAAGAGGAGGAAGAAGAGGAGGAGGAAGAAGAGGAGAAGGAGGAUGAAGUGGACAGAGACCAGGACAAAGAACAAAGAGAAAAAGAGGAUCAAGUACACAAAAAAGAGGAGGACGAAAACGAGGAGGAGGAGGAGACUGAUGAUGAUGUGACCGCCAACACAGAGGAGGACGACGACCACGAGACGGUGGACGAGAAGGAGGACGACAAAACAGCGGAAGAAGUAAAGGAGGAGAAGAAGUUGUGUAGACGAGUCAAACGUAAACCAGAUGUCCCGCUGCAUCUGCAGUUCCAUAAACUGAACUCCUCCUUCUCCUCCUGGAAGCAGUCGUGGAUGGUGGCGAUGGCUCACAGAGGGGGAGAUGAAAACAAAGAGGAGGAAGAGGAGGAGGAGGAGGGGGAGGAAAAUGAGGAGUGGUGGGCUUGGAAGGAGUCGUGGAGGAUUUGUCGCUGGAAGAGGCCGGACGAGGACGAGGUGGUGUGUUUCUCCACUGAGAACCGGAGCCAGAGACACGUGGGACUGAUGCACGAAGAAGACGGGAUGCCGAAGAGUGAAUGGACUCUCAGCUGGAAGAUGACCAAGACUGCAGCAAAGGAAAAAGACAGUGAAGAGGAAGAGGAGGAGCAGGAGGAAGAAGAAGAAGAAGAAGAGAGUUGAACUUUCCUGUUACUUAAAGAUUGUAGGUUGUGAAUUAGGAUGUGGACAUUUUUAAGAAUGAAAGUUCGAGGGGCUGGGAAUCAAACCUCAACACAGAGGAACUGAAUGUUUCCAUAGCAACGAGUAUUAACAACUACACCAAAGCACCAAAGCAGGCACUGACUGUCUGGUCAGAUUCAUGACCUUGUUCAUACUUUAAUUAGAUACUCAAUAAUGCAACAAAAUUGGAUACACACUCAAUGAGUGUGUGUCUGGGACAGAAUACAUCAUAUCUGUACCUGACAAAGAGACGUAAUCAGCCUGACAGUGACCCAGAGUGGAUGUCUAGGGUGGAAUAAUGAAUGCACCUGGUCUGAGAUCAGUUUUGUAGUUUGAGUGCCUGCACUCCAACAUGGCAACAAUCUGCAACUCCAAAUAUCCUGUGGGUUGAGCAGCAAAGCAGUUCAGAGAUUUAGUUUACUUUAGUUCAGUUGUCUGCACUUGGGUUAAUGAGCUGAGACAUGACAACAUAGCAACACAGUUAAAAAUAGAUCCAGAGGAUGAAGAGAGAAACAUGAUGGGUCAAAUGAUGAGGCAGGAC